Molecule: messenger RNA, 10903 nt
Organism: Corythoichthys intestinalis (scribbled pipefish)
Lineage: Eukaryota; Metazoa; Chordata; Actinopteri; Syngnathiformes; Syngnathidae
Gene: sorcs2
Product: sortilin-related VPS10 domain containing receptor 2
Exons: 29
Coding region: 280-3678 (1132 amino acids)
Cellular component (GO): membrane
Molecular function (GO): protein binding
Source: RefSeq, a predicted model, not a curated record
AUGACGUCAUUAGCCGCGCGACCAGGUCUUCGAUAACUAUCAAUUAUCAAAUGGUUGACCUCUUCUGUCCACCUUUCCCUCCCUACAUCAACCCUACCGAUUAAGGUAGCGCCAACGCGCCAGCUUUCCAUCCAGUUUGGCAGCGAGACGCGUCCACGUUCGUUGUUCCCACUAUCUCCCCCUCCUCCCCCGCACACUCCCUCGUUGAGCACACAGUACACACCUAUCCAUCUUCCGACAGUCCCGACCAGUCUUGUGCUCCGACUCCGGCCCAAAAGCAUGCCCGAAGCAUCCGCCCUCCUCUGCAUCCUCCUCUUGGCGACCGCGCGCUGUGACCGCGGGCGCAUCAUGGAUGACCGCGGACCGGACGUGGGACGCGGAGGACGCGCCGAAGGAUCCCCGCCGGAUGGAAGCGAGGACUCUGAUGUCUCCCCACGCUUGAGAAGAGCGCUGUCCAGAGACAAACAAAUGUCCCUGCAAAGCAGCUCGUUCGUGCUCAAGGGAGAUGCGACGCACAACCAGGCGAUGGUCCACUGGACGGGCGAGAACAGCAGCGUCAUUCUCAUUCUGACCAAGUACUACCACGCUGACUCGACCAAGGUGCUGGAGAGCUCUCUGUGGAGGUCCACCGACUAUGGCACCACCUACACAAAACUCAACCUGAUGCCGGGGACCACCGUCGUAGUGAGCAGCUUCUACAUCUGCCCGACCAACAAAAAGAAGGUGGUCCUUGUGGGCUCCUCCGUUAACGAACGGGACCAAAUGCUGUUCAUCAGCACCGACGAGGGCACCUCCUUCCAGCGGCAGACCGUCUUCUUCACCCCCGACACGCUCAUCUUCCACCCCAAGGAGGAGGACAAGCUCCUGGCCUACUGCAAGGACGGACGGCUCUUUGCAUCCACAGAUUUGGGCCGGAAGUGGACGUUGCUUCAGGAGCGAGUGACCAAGGACAGAGUAUUCUGGUUCGUGCCGGAUGUGGAUGCAGACCCCGAUUUGGUGCACAUGGAGAUGCAGGACACAAGUGGAGGCUACCUGUAUGUCACCUGCCUAAUCCAGAACUGCUCUGAUAAACUGGUGACUGCUCAGUUCUUGGGUAAAAUCGACCACAAUUCUCUGUCGGUGCAGGGCGACUACGUUUUUGUCAAGGUGACUACAGGGAAUCGCACCAAGCACUACGUGUCGUAUCGACGCAACGAGUUUGUACAGAUGAAGUUUCCCAAGUAUGCAUUGCCAAAGGAUGUUCACAUAGUGAGCACAGACGAGCAGCAGGUUUUCCUGGCUUUGCAGGAAUGGUAUCAGACGGAUACUUACAACCUUUACCAGUCGGACCCACGCGGGGUGUACUACUCCAUCGUCUUGGAAAACGUCCGAAGCACCAAGCAACCGGAGGAGUCGGUACUUAUUGACAUCCUGGAGGUCCGAGGGAUCAAAGGAGUCUUCCUGGCCAAUCAGCGGCUGGACGGCAAGGUGAGAACCCUCAUCACCUACAACAAAGGACGCGAUUGGCAGCCUUUGACCCCGCCCGCCACUGAUCUGAACGGCAAAAGCAUCACCUGCAAAGCGCCGGAAUGCCAUCUCCAUUUGCACCUGCGUUGGGCAGACAACCCCUACGUGUCCGGUACUGUCCACACAAAAGACUCUGCUCCGGGUCUUAUUAUGGGAGCUGGUAACCUUGGCUCCAAGCUGGUGGAGUACAAGGAAGAAAUGUACAUCACGUCUGACUGCGGGAAGACAUGGAGACAGGUUUUUGAAGAGGAGCAUCACAUCCUGUACCUGGACCACGGUGGGGUGAUAGUGGCCAUCAAAGACACUUCCAUUCCACUCAAAAUACUCAAGUUCAGUAUCGACGAGGGACACACAUGGACUGUCCACAACUUCACCAGCACCUCAGUCUUUGUCGACGGACUCCUGAGCGAGCCGGGGGACGAGACCUUGGUGAUGACUGUGUUCGGCCACAUCAGCUAUAGGUCCGACUGGGAGCUGGUCAAAGUGGACUUCCGCCAGUCUUUCCCUCGACAGUGUACAGAGGCCGACUACGAGUCAUGGCAGCUGACAGACUCGCAGGGUGAAAAAUGCAUCAUGGGCCAAGAGCGUCAAUUCCGACGGAGAAAGGACACCGCUUUCUGCGUCAAAGGGAAGAGCUAUACCUCGGCUCUCGAGACGAAAGCUUGCCAGUGCACCGAGCGCGACUUUAACUGCGACUACGGUUUCGAGCGAUCCCGAGCAGAAAGCGGACAAUGCUUGGCUGACUUUUGGCAUCAUCCCGAUUCGCCGCCGGACAACUGCCAUCCGGGACAAACUUUCGAGUCCAGUACUGGGUAUCGCAAGGUGGUGUCUAAUGUGUGCGAGGGGGGGUUGAACAAGGAGCAGAGUUCCAGACAAAGCAACUGCCCUCUGCUGCCCCCUAGAGGGCUGCGAGUAGGCAUCAAAGGGCAAAUGCUGGCUGUAGCCCCUGGUGAUGACAUCACAUUCAUCGUGCAUCAGGAGGAGGGCGACACUAGCAGCACCAAGUACCAGGUGGAUCUAGGCGACGGCUUUCGGGCUAUUUAUCGGAACCUGACUGUUACCGAUGAGCCCAUCCAGCACCGCUACGAAAACGCGGGCGUUUACAAAGUUUCCGUGCAAGCGGAGAACACGGCGGGUCACGACGAGGCCAGCAUGUACAUUCAGGUCACAGCACCUUUGCAAGAAGUGCACCUGGAAGUCAUCCCCAUCGCCGGGAGAAACCACCUGGUCAACCUGACGGCUGUCGUCCUUCCUGCCGAGGCCAACCUGACUGUCUUCUACUGGUGGAUUGGAGACAGCCUGCAGCCAAAGUUGACUCUGCACAACAGCAUGCUGACGAGUUUCCCGGAAGCGGGCGAGAUUUCAGUGAGCGUCCAAGUCUCCAACGGGAGAUCCAUGGUGCAGGAUACCAGAAUAGUCCGCGUCUACGAAAACUUCCACGUCAUCCCUCUUAGCUUCAGCGGGCACCUAGACCGCCUCAAUCCCAACAUUCCCGAGUGGCGGGAGGACGUGGGUCAAGUCGUCACUAAGAUACUCGCCAAGGUCACAGGUGUGCCCCAGGACUCCCUGGUCACCGUGGUGAAGGCCGGCCUCCCCACCAUCGCCGACCUGUACGUCCUACCAAUGGAGAGCACGCCAGAGAAGCGAAGUGUAUUUCAAAAUAAGCGUAUUUCGACCAUCAUGCAAGCUUUCAAAGACAACAACGUCAGCUUUUCUGUGCGAGGAGGUCUCCGGGUUCUUGUGCUUCUAGCGGACCCAAACGCAGGGCUAGGUCUAAAUCCUGUCAACUCCACAGCAAAAGCGACAGAGAUUGGUCACGGAACUCCCGGUGGUCCCGGCGUCUGGGCUGUCGCCGUCAUUUUCUUCAUCAGCAUCGCAGCAACGGCCUCCUUUAUUCUCUACAAGUUCAAGAGUCCUUGGCUCAGGACUGAGGAGGUCUAUCCCCCUCUGUUUUUCAGGAAAUUGCCAGGCAGCCGCAGCGUCUACGCCCAGAUGCACAACGAGAAGGAGCAGGAGAUGACCAGUCCCGUCAAUCACAGCGAGGACACGCAGCACAUCAUUCAGGGUGAGGAGUUCAUCGACGACGACUUGGACUCGCAGACGCUAGGUAAUGCGGGAGGUAGCCCCGCCUUCCGAUCCCUUAUACGGACGACCACUAACCACUGCUACUAAACACCGCACAAAAACACACGCCAAGGCAACCAUUCAGGUGUGGUCCUGAGUGUGAACUCCAGAGAACUUCGCGGGUACCUGAGCAGCUGAUUGCUGCCAUGGCGACAGCUCUCGCCAACACAGGGAUUCCAUUCAGCCUUUGUCCUAACCGUCCCCUCAAAGGCCUCGGAAUCCGGUAGACGGACUCGCAGGUUCCACCCUUCUCACCAUGGUAACCACUCCCCUUGUCCCCCCUGAUUAUUUACAGAGGUCAAAACGGAAUUGUGAUGAAGGUCAGCAUCACGGUGGGAAGGUACUGUUCUCUUUUAGCCUAUAUUAGGCUCAGCGUGCAGUGGUAAGGGUUCGAUGUAACGUGUAAAUCUGAAUGUCCACUUUGUUUCACAUGUGUUUUUCACAGCAACGAUUUGUGUUGUUGUUGUUGUGUUUUUGUUUUUGUUUUAAGUGACCUUUUUGCAGUGGCAGACCAUUUGUUGCCUGGUCCUAACUUAAGGGUGCUAUGAAAUGGUGAAUAUGUCAAAAACUAAAAAUAACGGCAACAGGUUUUUUUCAGCAAUUCUGGUUGUGGCAUCACAACCAUAAUUGAUGAUCGUAUCAAGUUGUGUCGUGCUUUGCUAGCUAGUACACGUUGACAGAAUAACCGAACACUCACACGGCCCCAAGAGAUUAAAAAGACUACGGGUAGCACCCGGGCCGGGGCAGAGUGGCCUGGGAGUCACUGAAAAAAACCGACCCACUUCACGGACGGUGUUGGAAGCCAUCCAGCCAGCAACAGAGAUGUCCACUAGUAAUAUUCACUAACCUUGGUCAGAACUUAUUCAGAAUAAUGGAUUUACAGUUCCACAAAAAUGAGAACUGUAACUUGAUCAAAGUAUACAUGUAGGACUUUUAAUUCAAAUUUGCUUUAUAUUUGCAGAGUUAAAAAUGCAGUUUUGAGUAUGGGAGUCGUCAGAAAGGUCUACCACUAAUUUUCAUCAACCUUGGCCAGAACUUAUUCAGAAUUGUAGAUUUACAGUACCACAAAAAUGAGAACUGUAACCUGCUCAAAGUAUGCAUGUAGGACUUUUAAUUUAAAAAAUUCUAAAUUUUAAUACAGUAAAAAUGCAUGGUUUUGAGUAUGUGAGGAGUAAGAGAGGUCCACGACUAAUGUUCAUCAACCUUGGCCAGAACGUAUUCAGAAUUGUGGAUUUACUGUACCACAAAAAUGAGAACUGUAACCAGAUCAAAGUCCACAUAUAGGACUUUUAAUUCAAAUUUACUAUAUAUUUGCAGUGUUAAAAAUGCAGAGUUCUGAGUAUGGGAGUCGUCAGAGAGGUCUACUACUAAUAUUCACCAACCUUGGCCAGAACAUAUUCAGAAUUGUGGAUUCACAGUUCCACAAAAAUUAAAACUGUAGCCUGAUCAAAGUAUGCAUAUAGGACUUUAAUUAAAAUGAUCUAAAUAUUGGUACAAUAAAAAUCAAAUUUUGAGUAUGUGAGUGGUCAGGGAGGUCCACGACUAAUUUUUAUCAACCUUGACCCGAACUUAUUCAAAAUUCAAAAUUUGCAGUACCACAAAAAUGAGAACUGUAACCAGAUCAAGGUCCACAUGUAGGACUUUUAAUUUAAAUUUGUUAUAUAUUUACAGUUAAAAAUGCAUAGUUUUGAGUAUGCGAGUAGUCAGUGAGGUCCAAUACUAAUUUCCAUCAACCUUGGCCAGAACAUAUUCAGAAUUGUGGAUUCACAGAACCACAAAAAUGAGAACUGUAACCUGAUCAAAGUAUGCAUGUAGGACUUUAACAUUUUCUAAAUUUUGGUACAAUAAAAAUGAAGUUUUGAGUGCGUGAGUAGUCAGUGAGGUCCAAUAGUAAUUUCCAUCAACCUUGGCCCGAACAUAUUCAGAAUUGUGGAUUUACAGUACCACAAAAAUGAGAACUGUAACCAGAUCAAAGUCCACAUGUAGGGCUUUUAAUUCAUUCAUUCAUUCAUUCAUUCAUUCUUUUAAUUCAAAUUUGCUAUAUAUUUGCAGAGUUAGAAAUGCAUAGUUUUGAGUAUGGGAGUAGUCAGAAAGGUCUACUACAAAUAUUCACCAACCUUAGCCAGAACUUAUUCAGAAUUGUGGAUUCACAGUACCACAAAAAUGAGAACCGUAACCUGCUUAAAGUAUGCAUGCAGGCAAAUUUUCUAUAUUUUGGUACAGUUUUGAAUAUGUGAGGAGUCUGAGAGGUCCACGACUAAUUUUCAUCAACCUUGGCAAGAACUUAUUCAGAAUUGUGGAUUAACGGUACCACAAAAAUGAGAACUGUUACCAGAUCAAAGUCCACAUGUAGGACUUUUAAUUUAAAUUUGCUAUAUAUUUGCAGAGUUAGAAAUGCAGAGUUUUGAGUAUGGGAGUAGUCAGAAAGGCCAACUACAAAUAUUCACCAGCCUUGGCCAGAACUUAUUCAGAACUGUGGAUUUACAGUUCCACAAAAAUGAGAACUGUAACCUGAUCAAAGUAUGCAUGUAGGACUUUAAUUAACAUUUUCUAAAUUUUGGUACAAUAAAAAUUAAGGUUUUGAGUAUGUGAGUAGUCAGUGAGGUCCAAUACUAAUUUUCAUCAACCUUGGCCAUAACUUAUUCAGAAUUGUGGAUUCACAGUACCACAAAAACUGUUACCAGAUCAAGGUCCACAUGUAGGACUUUUAUGAACAUUUUCUAAAUUUUGGUGCAAUAAAGAGGAAGUUUUGAGAACAAGAGUAGUCAGUGAGAGUAGUCCGGGAGGUCCAAUACUAAUUUUCAUCUCUCUUGGCCAGAACAUAUUCAGAAUUGUGGAUUCACACUACCACAAAAAUGAGAACUGUAACCUGAUCAAAGUAUGCAUGUAGGACUUUAAUUGAAAUUGAAAUUUUGGUACAAUAAAAAUGACAUUUUGAGUAUGUGAGUAGUCAAGGAAGUCCAUGACUAAUUUUCAUUGACCUUGGCCAGAACUUAUUCAAAACUGUUCAUUUACAGUAGCACAAAAAUGAGAACUGUAUCCAGAUCAAGGUCCACAUUUAGGACUUUUAAUUUAAAUUUGCUAUAUACAGUAUUUACAGUUAAAAAAGCAUAGUUUUGAGUAUGCGAGUAGUCAGAAAGGUCUACUACAAAUAUUCACCAACCUUAGCCAGAACUUAUUCAGAAUUGUGGAUUCACAGUACCACAAAAAUGAGAACCGUAACCUGCUCAAAGUAUGCAUGAAGGCAAAUUUUCUAUAUUUUGGUACAGUAAAAAUGCAUGGUUUUGAAUAUGUGAGGAGUCUGAGAGGUCCACGACUAAUUUUCAUCAACCUUGGCAAGAACUUAUUCAGAAUUGUGAAUUAACGGUACCACAAAAAUGAGAACUGUAACCUGAUCAAAGUAUGCAUGUAGGACUUUUAAUUUAAAUUUGCUAUAUAUUUGCAGAGUUAGAAAUGCAGAGUUUUGAGUAUGGGAGUAGACAGAAAGGCCUACUACAAAUAUUCACCAGCCUUGGCCAGAACAUAUUCAGAACUGUGGAUUUACAGUUCCACAAAAAUGAGAACUGUAACCUGAUCAAAGUAUGCAUGUAGGACUUUAAUUAACAUUUUCUAAAUUUUGGUACAAUAAAAAUUAAGGUUUUGAGUAUGUGAGUAGUCAGUGAGGUCCAAUACUAAUUUUCAUCAACCUUGGCCAUAACUUAUUCAGAAUUGUGGAUUCACAGUACCACAAAAACUGUUACCAGAUCAAGGUCCACAUGUAGGACUUUUAUGAACAUUUUCUAAAUUUUGGUGCAAUAAAGAGGAAGUUUUGAGAACAAGAGUAGUCAGUGAGAGUAGUCCGGGAGGUCCAAUACUAAUUUUCAUCUCUCUUGGCCAGAACAUAUUCAGAAUUGUGGAUUCACACUACCACAAAAAUGAGAACUGUAACCUGAUCAAAGUAUGCAUGUAGGACUUUAAUUGAAAUUGAAAUUUUGGUACAAUAAAAAUGACAUUUUGAGUAUGUGAGUAGUCAAGGAAGUCCAUGACUAAUUUUCAUUGACCUUGGCCAGAACUUAUUCAAAACUGUUCAUUUACAGUAGCACAAAAAUGAGAACUGUAUCCAGAUCAAGGUCCACAUUUAGGACUUUUAAUUUAAAUUUGCUAUAUACAGUAUUUACAGUUAAAAAAGCAUAGUUUUGAGUAUGCGAGUAGUCAGAAAGGUCUACUACAAAUAUUCACCAACCUUAGCCAGAACUUAUUCAGAAUUGUGGAUUCACAGUACCACAAAAAUGAGAACCGUAACCUGCUCAAAGUAUGCAUGAAGGCAAAUUUUCUAUAUUUUGGUACAGUAAAAAUGCAUGGUUUUGAAUAUGUGAGGAGUCUGAGAGGUCCACGACUAAUUUUCAUCAACCUUGGCAAGAACUUAUUCAGAAUUGUGAAUUAACGGUACCACAAAAAUGAGAACUGUAACCUGAUCAAAGUAUGCAUGUAGGACUUUUAAUUUAAAUUUGCUAUAUAUUUGCAGAGUUAGAAAUGCAGAGUUUUGAGUAUGGGAGUAGACAGAAAGGCCUACUACAAAUAUUCACCAGCCUUGGCCAGAACAUAUUCAGAACUGUGGAUUUACAGUUCCACAAAAAUGAAAACUGUAACCUGAUCAAAGUAUGCAUGUAGGACUUUAAUUAACAUUUUCUUAAUUUUGGUACAAUAAAAAUGAAGUUUUUUGUACGUGAGUUCUCAGUGAGGUCCAAUACUAAUUUUCAUCAACCUUGACCCGAACUUAUUCAAAAUUCAAAAUUUGCAGUACCACAAAAAUGAGAACUGUAACCAGAUCAAGGUCCACAUGUAGGACUUUUAAUUUAAAUUUGCUAUAUAUUUGCAGAGUUAGAAAUGCAGAGUUUUGAGUAUGGGAGUAGACAGAAAGGCCUACUACAAAUAUUCACCAGCCUUGGCCAGAACAUAUUCAGAACUGUGGAUUUACAGUUCCACAAAAAUGAAAACUGUAACCUGAUCAAAGUAUGCAUGUAGGACUUUAAUGAACAUUUUCUUAAUUUUGGUACAAUAAAAAUGAAGUUUUUUUGUACGUGAGUUCUCAGUGAGGUCCAAUACUAAUUUUCAUCAACCUUGGCCAGAACUUAUUCAGAAUUGUGGAUUUACAGUACCACAAAAAUGAGAACUGUUACCAGAUCAAGGUCCACAUGGAGGACUUUUAUGAACAUUUUCUAAAUUUUGGUGCAAUAAAGAGGAAGUUUUGAGAACAAGAGUAGUCAGUGAGAGUAGUCCGGGAGGUCCAAUACUAAGUUUCAUCUCUCUUGGCCAGAACAUAUUCAGAAUUGUGGAUUCACACUACCACAAAAAUGAGAACUGUAACCUGAUCAAAGUAUGCAUGUAGGACUUUAAUUGAAAUUUAAAUUUUGGUACAAUAAAAAUGACAUUUUGAGUAUGUGAGUAGUCAAGGAAGUCCACGACUAAUUUUCAUCAACCUUGGCCAGAACUUAUUCAAAACUGUUCAUUUACAGUAGCACAAAAAUGAGAACUGUAUCCAGAUCAAGGUCCACAUUUAAGACUUUUAAUUUAAAUUUGCUAUAUACAGUAUUUACAGUUAAAAAAGCAUAGUUUUGAGUAUGCGAGUAGUCAGAAAGGUCUACUACAAAUAUUCACCAACCUUAGCCAGAACUUAUUCAGAAUUGUGGAUUCACAGUACCACAAAAAUGAGAACUGUUACCAGAUCAAGGUCCACAUGGAGGACUUUUAUGAACAUUUUCUAAAUUUUGGUGCAACAAAGAGGAAGUUUUGAGAACAAGAGUAGUCAGUGAGAGUAGUCAGGGAGGUCCAAUACUAAUUUUCAUCAACCUUGGCCAGAACUUAUUCAAAAUUGUGGAUUUACAGUGCCACAAAAAUGAGAACUUUAACCUACCAUCUACUAAAUUGACUCAUUGCUCAGGGGAAGCGCGUAUUAGUGUACUGACAUGACCGCGCACUUACCCAACAUGUAGAUGGAGCGGUUUUAAGAUCAGGCGACUUUGUUUCAUUUUUAAAUUAUGACAAUAGUGGCAUUAUAUAUUUCAGUGUGUUGCGAGCACACGGAAGUCAACUGACUUGCCGCUCACAAUGCUUGGAAAUCUCCGGUAUUCCAAUUCACCCAUGGGUAGCACGCUAGCACACUGCAAAAAUCUACAGCUUUUUUUAGUGGGCAGGGCUAACAACUGAGAAAGCAAGACUAAUGAGGAUUCAUUAUUGAAUCUUUCAACGCCAAAGUUGCUGAUUUAUCAAGCCAGAGCUGCAACUGCAGUGCCUCGUGUAGUUAUGUUUUUGCACCAAAAGAUGGCGGACAUCUGCCAUUUCAACCUGCAGAUCAUCUGUGGGCGUGUUUUCAUUCAAGGUUUCAUUGCGUUUGAAAACCACGCCCCUUAAAAUUUAGCAUGUCGAGAGGAUUUUUUACCAUUGGAAAAAGUACUUUGUCAUUGUGACUCAGAUUCUGAAGAUGAUGAUCAGUCGUCCACAGAGACAAAAAGUGUCGCAACACAGCCAAAAUAUGGUCUUGCUAUUUCAUAGCACCUUUAAGAUACCACUACUUAUUACCUUGUAAUGAAAUCACAACUAGUCAAAGGCCCUGAACAGAUUCAAUUCUCAUGGCAACACUUCUGAUAGGACAAUAAAACCUUACAUGUUCUGGGCAAAACCUACCAAACGAAAAUCGAGAAUAACUACGAAUUAGGUCGCCACUGCUUCUUGAGUUGAACAAAGCACUUCCUCUUACUCUUGUAUUUUAUUUGCCACUAAGUAACAUUUUUAUCUGGGAAGCACUGGGAAUUACGUCAUCCCAUUUUGAUACAGUUGCGGUGAAUAUGAUGAAUAUGGCUAUUUUUUUAUGCACUUGUUGUAGUAUAUCUCUGUCAACACUUUUUGGGAAAACUCCCCACUAUGUGUGGCUGCACUAAUGUUAUAAAACUUGUCAAAUGUGUUUGGAAACCUUCAGGAGAUGAAAGCUGUCGAUUCAAUGUAGUUCCUAAUUGAUGAGUUUCCCAAGACCUUUGCUAGCAGAGCAGUAAAAUCAGUUAUGUUUUUUGUACAUAUUUUUCUGCUUGCCCUUUUGUUUUUUUCGUACUGUGUCAUUGCCCCCAUUUGGCAAGGGGAACAUGGGAAUAAUGGACUUCUUGCAAGGAUAUUCACAUGUGACGGCAACGCCUAACUACCAAGCACAGUUUCUCCACUUUGAUGAUUUGUACGGACUGAUUUGCUAUUAAAAUGACCUAAAAGUUCUCAUCGGGAAGCACAGAGCACCCCUUCUGGAAUA